Messenger RNA from Dendrobium catenatum, 1164 nucleotides. Its product is annotated as protein UPSTREAM OF FLC-like. The record is from RefSeq and is a predicted model, not a curated record. The coding region runs from base 77 to 1111 and encodes 344 amino acids. Lineage: Eukaryota; Viridiplantae; Streptophyta; Magnoliopsida; Asparagales; Orchidaceae. The transcript has 4 exons.
UCCAUCUCCAUCUGUCACGCGGCCACUUUCUCCCUUCUUCUUCACCUAUUUCCUCAAGUAGAAGCCAUUAGCAGCAAUGGAAAUUAAUGGUGAAGUUGCGAGAAGAAAGAUUAUUAGAGAGAUGACGAGCCCCGACCGAGCUCGAACCAGCAACUUUACACAGCAGAAAGAGAAAGGAAGAAGCCUCGCCGCAGCUAUGAGAAAGGUUCAAGUUGUUUACUAUCUUAGCAGAAACGGCCAGCUCGAGCAUCCUCACUUCAUGGAAAUCUCUCAUUUUCCACAUCAGCUCCUUCGUCUGAAAGAUGUGAUUGAUCGGCUCACAGUUCUUAGAGGAAAGGGAAUGCCUUCUUUGUUCUCUUGGUCCUGCAAGAGGAGCUAUAAGAAUGGUUAUGUAUGGAAUGAUCUGUCGGAGAACGAUUUGAUUUAUCCUGUGGAUGGAGCUGAGUACGUUCUCAAAGGCUCGGAGAUCAUUCAUGGCUGCACCCCUGCGAAUAUAGUAGAGCGAUUUCAGCAUUUGCAGCUAGGCAGCGAGAACGCGAGAGCAAGACGGGCCGUGGAAGCAGAGGAUGAGGAAGAGGAAACAACCGGUGAGCAUACCGAGCGUGACCCACAUCUCAUUAGAUGCUCCCGUGGCGUAUCAACGGAUGAGAUUGAUCGAGGUAAGUUCAUCAACGAGCCGCGGGCCCACCGCUCCCGACAUACGGAGAUUGCUCUCGAUGACUCCUCACCGCCGUCGUCUUCCUCCUCCGACAAAGCUUCAGCCGGCGGUGGUGGAAUCCGAACCGGUUGUGCAUCCUUCCGGUUCGACGAUGGUGAAACGACGCCCGAAUCUGGCCAGAACCGCAACUCGAUUCUUCUCCAACUUAUCUCCUGCGGCUCCAUUGCAGUCAAGAGCGGCCGGGCCGUCGGCGGCGGUUUUCUGAAGCCCGCCGCUACAGCUCAGGCAGCCCUAUCCACUGCGGGGAGGAAAUGUACGGCGGAAAAGUUGCAUCGUAUGUCGGAGAAGGAGUACUUUAGUGGCAGCAUAGUGGAGGGGAUGGAGGUGAACGGUCAGACGGCGGCGGCGGAGCCGGCAUUGAAGAAAUCGAGCUCAUAUAACGAAGAAAGGUGACGCCUUUAAAUUUACCGGCGGCAUUUCUGUGUUUGAUUAUUGAACUUUUCAGA